This is a messenger RNA of Rhinocladiella mackenziei CBS 650.93, 972 nucleotides long. RefSeq lists its product as uncharacterized. The transcript is spliced from 5 exons. Gene Ontology annotation, molecular function: methyltransferase activity. Lineage: Eukaryota; Fungi; Ascomycota; Eurotiomycetes; Chaetothyriales; Herpotrichiellaceae. The record is from RefSeq and is a predicted model, not a curated record. Bases 1 to 972 code for a protein of 323 amino acids.
AUGGCUUCAACUCACCCAGAAGCUAAUGCCCAUGAAGAGAAUCAAGUGGCUGACGAUUUAGAGGUAGACCACGGGUAUGACACGGAGGACUCUGGCUUUGAGCAAGACUCUGUCUUGACACAAUCUGUUCGGUCGAGUAUACAUCAAUACAAGGUCGAAAAUGGCCGGACAUACCACGCAUAUAAAGAAGGCCAAUACUUCAUGCCUAAUGACUCGGCCGAGCACGAACGACUGGAAUUGCAACACCGUGCAAUGUUUCUCGCUGCUGGCGCCCAGCUUUUCUAUGCACCUGUCAGAGAGCUCCAGAAUGUCUUGGAUCUAGGCACCGGCAUUGGCACAUGGGCCAUUGAUGUGGCGGACGCGCACCCCGAGGCCAUAGUGACAGGUGUCGACUUGAGUCCUAUUCAACCCUCGCUCUCUCCGCCCAACACCAAGUGGGAGAUUGAUGAUGUCGAGGACGACUGGACAUGGCCGCCAGACCACUUCGAUCUAUCUACAGCUUUUAGACACUGCAGGCCGGGCGGUUACUUCGAGAUUCGCGACCAGGCCACAUACCUGCGGAGCGACCAUGCUCCAAUUAGUGAAGACAACGCCGUCGACGAGUGGUGUCGUCUCAUGCGACAAGGUAUCACCAGCAUGGGACGUAGGCUGGACCUAAACUUCGAGGAACUCGGUGAUCUGAUGCGAGAAGUGGGCUUCGUCGAUGUGGUCGUUCGGCCGUUCAAGAUCCCUAUCGGUCGAUGGCCGUCUGAUCCAAGGUUGAAGGAGGCUGGGCUAUUUCAACUGUACGCAAUGUUGGAGGGCGUUGAAGCACUCACUCUUGCCGUCUUCACGCGCUGUUUGGGUUGGGAGCCAGAACGGGUUCAAGUAUUCCUUGCUGAUGUGAGGAAAGAGUUUAAAGCGACGAAACGCUAUACGUACUGGCCAUGCGCCGUCAUCUAUGGCAAGAUGCCCGGACCUGUGCCUCAAUAA